AUGAAUUCUGAGGAUUCGGUAAACAAACAAGAUCAAAAUAAUAAUCACAUAGAACAUGAUUCACACGAAGUAUUACAUGAAACGUAUAACGAAGCGGAUAUAGACAAAUCAAUAUUUAACGCUCCACAUUUUGAACUAUCAGAAUCUAAUAUCAAGGAACUUGAAAGAUCGGUUUCCCCAUGUGAAAUCUCGCUAGUUCAUACGGAUAACGACUAUGAAGAAAGUCCAGGAGCCAGGGGUGAAGCAGGGCCGAAGCCUAACAUGGAUUUCCCUAAUUUUGUAGAGAUCAUCCAGGAGCAAAUAGACUUAAGAUUGGCAUCAUCCGAUAAUCCUACAGCGGUUAUGGAAUUGGACUUAGAUGGAAAUAUACGGUAUUUAAGUCAAAAUUGGGAGACCAUUGUGGGGACGAAGAUUAAAAAAAUUGUAAAUAAACCAAUUUCAAAUAUUAUUGUUGGUAAUGAUGAUGACUCGAAAGUGUUCAAUAACUCGAUUGAACUGAUGAUAAGAGAUGAUGGUAGCUAUAAAGUGAAAUUUGUUACAGCUACGGACGAUAAAUAUUCCUCAACUUUUGCUGAAUCACAUUCUAGCGGAAAGAUAACACCACACAAUUCGUUAGAGGAUUUAACUAAGGACAUACCCAUACAAGAUUUGCAAUAUGAACCUACACAAAAAUAUAAUGACAAAUUGGAGAGCGAUUCAUCAAGUAGUACCAGCUCAAAAGUAUCUAACAAUGGAAACAUAAUUGAAUUGGAAGCUCAAGGUAUAUUAAUUCAUGAUUCAAAGACCAAAUUACCUACGCAUUCAAUAUGGACAAUAAAACCAUUUAUUCAUAUUGAUCUUGAUUUGACAUUACCUGAACAAUUGAUCAGUUUGUUAGGGUUCGGAUCAGAAAUAUUUGAAGGGUAUCUUGUAAGCCUAAAAGAGUUAGGAAUUAUUGAUGAGGAUUCAGUCCCUCAACCUAAGACUAUUCUUUGUCGAAUUUGCGAACAGAAUAUACCUGCUUGGUUUAUUGAAAAGCAUAGUGAUCUUUGUAUUGUUGAACAUCGAGUUAGCGAAGAUCUACAAACGUGUCAUGAUGCUAUUUCAAACCAGAAGGAUUUGAUUCUUAAACUUUCUGAAAAUAUCUGGAUACAGCAGUCUCAGAUAUCCCAAAACACCAAUAAUUCAGCUUCUGUAUCACCUUCGUCAUCACCCCCAUCUUCGUCAUCAAGCUCUAUAAACCUGAUGAAUUCUUCAAGUAGUAUGAUAUUAGACUACAAAGGCCUCCCAUUACCAAAGAUAAGUCCAAUGGAAUCGCCAAGGCUAUCAAAUCAAGUAUUGGUUAAAAAUGCUUCUGCUCUUCAAUCACUUCAGACUAUGAAAUUUCCGUUUGGCGUCUUUCAAAGACUAGUCGAGUUCUGUGAUGAAGCUCUCCAAAUAAAUCCAGCUGAUACAAAUGAAGUUGGAAGCUUUCAAUUCAGUCCUAAUUCCGAACGAGCUAUUAAUUUUGUUCUUAAUUGGAAGGCAUAUGAAACGUCAGAUUUGUCUAUUCGAACUCUUAUAGAGGAUACGCAAAACCUUGUGAAUGAUAAGAUUGAUACGCUAUCAAGAUUAUUAUCAAUUUUACAAUAUUCGGAGAAGAUUAAAAAUGAAGUUGAUGAACUAGUUUUGCAAACUGUAAGGGAAACAGUCGCAAAGAUAAAAGAACAAACAAUGAUGAAUGAACAAAAUCAAGAUUCUGUUUAUUCAUAUGAUGACAACGACUCUACAGCAAUUUUCUCGAAUGAAAAUGAUCAGGAACCUUCAAGAGUAGAAUUAGAGGUUCCCACACUUCCCACAAAUAAUUCUACCAACCUUUCAAUUCAAUCUCCGCAACCUUCACGAACAAGAAGCCCCCAAUCUAAGCUAUUCACGGAACCGUAUAUAAAAGAUGAAGCUAAGUCGAACCAGUCUAUAACACCAAGGGAUAUAUUACUCAGAGGUAGAACUUCGAGUGGUUUGCUGACAAAUUCAUUAUCUACAUCAUCGCUUUCUGCUAAUUCGAGGAGUCACUCCAGAAAUCGAUCUAAGGAUAAUAACUUAACUGAAUCAUUAAAUGAUUUAGAUUUAAGUAAAAAAUCUUCAGAAGGAUUGUCAAAUAAUUCGUCAUAUUCUUCACCAAGGCGGCAUUUAUCACCUGUUCCAUAUAUUGAAAAACAAAACUUAUCUUCCUUUCAAAGAAACACGAAUUCGAGAUUUGAAACUAACACUCCAUUAUCAUCCCCAUCGUUUGCUCAUUCUGAGAUGCAACAUAAUGAAAAAGGCAAUCAUAUAUAUGAAAAGAGAGCAGGUGCCGGGGGUUGGCACAAUCAUAAUAUUUCAUUGAAUUUAAAUUUUAGCUCGACCAAGAAUUCAAUGAACAAACCACCUUUAUCUCCUUUGUUAGUUUCUCUGACACCUACAAGUAAACCAUCAUCCGGUGAUAUUAGAGAUUAUGAAGUGUUAAAAGCUAUUAGUAAAGGUGCUUUUGGAUCUGUCUUUUUAGCUAAAAAGAAAUUGACGGGAGACUACGUGGCUAUUAAAUGUUUAAAGAAGCGAGAUAUGGUUGCUAAAAAUCAAAUAUUGAAUGUCAAAUCCGAAAGAGCUGUUAUGAUGAGACAGACGGAUUCACCUUACGUUGCACAAUUAUACAGCAGUUUCCAAACCAGAGAUUAUCUUUAUUUGGUUAUGGAAUAUUUGAAUGGUGGUGACUGUGCAACAUUGCUUAAGGUUUUAGGUACUUUGGGAAAUGAAUGGGCUAAAAGAUACGUAGCCGAGGUAGUAGUGGGAGUUGAUGAUUUGCACAAAAGAGGUAUAAUUCAUAGGGAUUUAAAACCGGAUAAUUUAGUGAUCGAUAGCAAAGGUCAUUUAAAAUUGACAGAUUUUGGUUUAUCCAGAUUGGGUGUUGUGGGUAGACAGACUAGAGCACAAAGAAAGAGUAGUACUUCUGAACAAGCAAUUGAUAUAUUCCGAAGAAGUCUUAACCAAGCAAACCAAAGUGCGUUUGCGAAUGUAUCAGGGUUGGGAUUAACUAGCGCAAAUGAUUCACCAUCAUCCGAAACAAGUGUACAUAGAAGGAACACAUCUGAUACUUUAUUUUCGUUAUCUCCAAGUUUCGAUCAUGCAAAAUUGACCCCAGCUUCAGCUGCUGGUUCGCAGUUGAUGUCCCCACUUGUCCCUUUUAGUGAAACAUUUGGACAACCUUUAAGUCAACAAUCGCAACCAAGCCCUCUUCAAAUGCCACAACAAAAAAAUAAUAGACAGAAUAUAUCCGGUAGCGGUAAGAAUUCUGGAAGAACAGGCUCGGGUUCGCUAGAAUCACCGUUAUUGAAACCAGUAAUAGCAAGAACGGCAUCAGAAUCGUCAUUUUCAAUUACAGAGGAUGAUUAUCCAACGAUUUCAUUACAGAACCAAGAUGCAAUUAAUUCAUAUGCAUUAUUUGAUCCUGAAAAUGAAGACUCUUCCGAGAUGAAAAAUUUUGUUGGUACUCCAGAUUAUUUAGCGCCGGAAACUAUCGCAGGUGAAAGACAAAGUGAAUCUUCCGACUGGUGGUCUCUUGGAUGUAUAUUAUUUGAAUUUGUAUUUGGAUAUCCUCCCUUCCAUGCUGAUACUCCAGACAAAGUCUUCAAGAAUAUUUUGAAUUGCGAAAUAGAUUGGCCGCCAUUAUCUGAAGAAGAAGAACUAGAAAUAUGUCCAGCAACAGCAAAAGAUUUAAUCAAAAAAUUAUUAACCUUAAAACCCGAAGAAAGAUUAGGAUACAAUGGAGCGGAUGAAAUUAAAAGACACCCUUAUUUCAAAGAAAUCAACUGGUUUACGUUAUUUGAAGAAGUACCAUCAUUCAUUCCCACUCUGGACGACCCAGAAUCCACAGACUAUUUUGAUAAUAGAGGAGCUGAUAUAUCACAUUUUCCUAAAGAAGAUUCGGAUGAAGAAAGUAAGUUAAUGACUAACGCGGCUUCUAUCAACACUACUGAAUUUGGAUCCCCUUCAUUAGAUUGCAAAUCAAGUACUGGGGAUGUUUUUAAUUCCAAUAUUGACGACUUUGAAAAUGUUAGUGGUAGCGGAACUGGAAGCAAUACUAAUAGCAACAAUAGCAAUAGCUAUGGUAACGGAUCCAGUAAUAGUGCUACGGGGAAUGGAAAAAGAGAAAGACGGGGUAGUAAGUUGGCAGAUCCUAGUGAAUUUGGAUCAUUUCAUUUUCGUAAUCUACAUGUGUUGGAGAAGGCUAAUAAAGAUGUUAUUAAUAGGUUGAAAAAUGAACAUCUUGAACAUAGAGGUAGUUUUUCAUCAUCAUCAUCAGACUCUACUACAAACUCCAGGCCAAGAGGAUUGUCCUUCAGUGGAACGAGUAAUAAUAAUAGUCCUGGAAAUCCAUUCAAGAGACCAGUUUCUCCUAUAAAUUAUUUAAUUCAUAGAUCGUCAUCUCCUAACAAAUAUGAGAAAGAAAGCCAGUCAUCUCCACAAUCUGCUAUUUACAAACAGGAAAGAGUGGGGUCUGCCGUGAGUACAUAUUCAUCUGGUGAUGAAUAUCCAUUCGAAAUGGGUAAAGUAUCACCAGGGUCAGACAGUAUUAAAGGUAGUAAUCACAGAUCAUCAGUGCACUCAUUAUCAAGACAAGUAUUUAAGCCUCCUACUAAUGACUUUUCUCCCUCGAGUUCGGAUAAUGAAGAUUCAAAAUCACUGGCAUUAUUAAGAGUAAGGAAGAGACGUGAGAGUGUACGAAGACAAGGGAGUAGCGAAGGCUCCUUUUCGCGACUUGGAAGUAAGCAUAGCGAAGAGUUACUUCGUCCUAAAUUACAUGAAUUAGAUGUGCUAUAUUGUGAACCAAUUCCAAUUGUGCGUCAUACCAUAGCCAAGUUGAUGGAUACAUUAGGAUGUAUAGUCGUAUCCGUUUCUGAUGGUGACGAGUUAAUUCGUCGUGCUACAAGCCAAGUGAAAUUUGACUUAAUAUUUACAGCUUUGAAAUCGUCUAAGGUAGAAGCUCCAGAUGCUGUCAAAUUAAUUAAAUACACCAGUGGAAUAAAUUCUAAUACUCCAAUAAUUGCAAUCACUGGGUUUUCGAAAGAGGCGACUCAAUCACAAGCUUUCGACGACGUUCUUGAGAAGCCAAUUGAUAUAGAAAGUCUUAGAAAUUGUUUGAAUAAGUUUUUUUAUAAUUCAACUGUACUUGACGAUGAAGCUAUUGAAUCAGAUACAGAAGCCGACUUGAAGAAAUAA
Debaryomyces hansenii CBS767 is the source of this 5214-nucleotide messenger RNA. It is a transcript of the gene RIM15, whose product is annotated as protein kinase. Gene Ontology annotation, molecular function: protein serine/threonine kinase activity; ATP binding. Lineage: Eukaryota; Fungi; Ascomycota; Pichiomycetes; Serinales; Debaryomycetaceae. Gene Ontology annotation, biological process: peptidyl-serine phosphorylation; phosphorelay signal transduction system. The record is from RefSeq and is a predicted model, not a curated record. Gene Ontology annotation, cellular component: nucleus; cytoplasm. The transcript has a single exon. The coding region runs from base 1 to 5214 and encodes 1737 amino acids.